Messenger RNA from Cydia amplana, 709 nucleotides. RefSeq names its product mitochondrial transcription rescue factor 1. The record is from RefSeq and is a predicted model, not a curated record. Gene Ontology annotation, biological process: regulation of mitochondrial transcription. The coding region runs from base 87 to 701 and encodes 204 amino acids. The transcript is spliced from 4 exons. Gene Ontology annotation, molecular function: RNA binding. Lineage: Eukaryota; Metazoa; Arthropoda; Insecta; Lepidoptera; Tortricidae. Gene Ontology annotation, cellular component: mitochondrion.
GCAUUGAAAAUCUUUGUAUUCAAGUGCAAAGUAAACUAAAUCUAACCCUGCUGGGAAGAAACUUGUGUAGUAACAUUAAGUUCACAAUGUUUUUGAACAAAACUAACAUGAAUGCUUUAUGGCGCUGUGUUGCAAAACCUGUAUUAAUGAAUGUUAUAAGACGGGAAGUUUUAAAGAAAUUCAUAAGUACAACUAUCUGUUCAAAAUAUAUAGUGACAACUUCGUUAGUACCAACUCAGUUCAAAUACUAUUCGCCUUAUAAUACGAUUCGACAUAAAUCAAAAAAACAAAGGGCCGAGGAGUCAGAUGAUGAAGGAGAUACAUUUGAUGAUGACCCAUCUUUGUCAAGAGAUUCAAAAGUAGUGAAAUUCAACACCACAUCAUUACGGGCUGAUUUGAUACUAAAAACAGCAUUAGGGGUCGCAAGAAAUAAAAUAGAGCAAUUAUUCUAUGAAAGCAAAAUUAGAGUCAAUGGAAAAAAGAUAGUAAAGAAAAGUGUUUCUGUAAAAAUAGGAGAUGAAAUUGAUAUCAUAAAGGCUGUAAGCCCUAAGAAUCCUGAUCAUUUAUUCAUUUCCCGUAUUGAAGUGAUGAAUUUAGCUGCCAAAGAAGAAACCAUUGCGGUCACAGCACGCAGAUUUAAAACAUUGCUCAUUGAGAAUUAUGAACUUGAUCCAUACAAAGGCUCUGCAAAUGAAGAAUAGAUUAUAUA